Molecule: messenger RNA, 1347 nt
Organism: Cajanus cajan (pigeon pea)
Lineage: Eukaryota; Viridiplantae; Streptophyta; Magnoliopsida; Fabales; Fabaceae
Gene: WRKY55
Product: WRKY DNA-binding protein 55
Biological process (GO): regulation of DNA-templated transcription
Cellular component (GO): nucleus
Molecular function (GO): DNA-binding transcription factor activity; transcription cis-regulatory region binding
Source: RefSeq, a predicted model, not a curated record
UAUAAAUAUAAUUAUAACUCACAACCCUUUCCAUAUUUUCACCCUUAUACAUGUCAAAGCCAAAACACCUAGAAACAAUGGAAGAGGUAAUUAAUUCGAUUCGACGCGCUUCUAUGUUGGCUCAAAACCUUGAACAAAACCUACCCAACUUGGCGAACCAGCCAACUAUGAUGUCCUUGUCCAUUGAUGAGAUAACUGAGGCUUUCACUGCUGCAAAACAAAAGCUGUUACUAAUCUCCCGACAGAACCAAACUUCUGAAUAUGAAACACAACGGCCUCAGGAGAUGGAUGCCACUCUCAUGCAUGAAUGGCUAAGGUCUAGUCAUGCACUAACAAUGGAUCAGUUGUUUCAAGUGCAUGCUGCUAGGAGCACUUUGCAGAUUGGUGAAAUGGGUGGAAGAGAUGGUGAAGAUUCUGAGAAAACCAUGGUAUCUGAAGGAGAGGUACAAGGAAUCGUCGCAUCAUCCUCACGAUCACGAAAAAGAAGCAAGGACGCUAAUCAAGAGAAGGAAAAAAUUAUGGUUCCUGCCCCACAGUUUGGAAACACAGAGAUGCCACCGGAAGAUGGCUUCACUUGGAGGAAAUAUGGUCAGAAAGAAAUACUUGGCUCCAAGUACCCAAGGAGUUACUACAGGUGCACACACCAAAAGUUAUAUGAAUGCCAAGCGAAGAAGCAAGUGCAAAGACUUGAUGACAAUCCUAACAUAUUUGAAGUAACAUACAGAGGGAAACACACAUGCCACAUGUCCUCCACAGCACCAUCAUCAUCAUCAUCACUUCCACUACAACAACUACUUGUGGACAUGACACAUAACAGUAACACCAUUUCCUCUCAGUUGUCUCCUAGGAUGAAUUACCUCAGCCUCCAAACUGGUGGGGCCGCCGCCACCAGUAGUGGCAGUGGUGGAGCCUCCACUUCAAGAUACGGUGGUGAUUAUCCUGUGGUGGAUAUGGCUGAUGCUAUGUUCAACUCUGGUAGCAGCAGCGGCAAUAACAGCAUGGAAUUUCUCUUCUCUCCCGCUGAAGAUAAAAAGGAUCCAAACUAAUUACAAGAUCAAGAUUGGCUUCGUAGGAGAAAAUAUAUAAUUCUAUUGAGAAUGAUAUAAUUGCUUGAUCCAAUUAUACAAUCAAUGAAUAAUGAAUUAAUUGUAUAACUUCAUUGAAGACUUUUAUACCAGAAGAAGAAGAUUUUGAUGUCUAACAUUUUUCUUUUGUAAAAUUAAGGUUGUUUUUUUGAGUUAUUAUAUUUAUACACUCAGUUUCUCUUCUGUCAUACUUUGUCACAUUUUAUUUUUCUUUAUUUUCAAUUACAUCAUUUGUACUUAUAUAUAUAUAUAUAUAUAUAUA